AGAAGCUUUAUGUUCGCUUGCAUCUUCCCACUGAGCGACCUUCGAAAACGCUGAAAAACUUGCAGCGUCCAAAGAUUGAAGCUCGUUGAAGAAUGGAAGCUAGAAUUGUCUCAGAAAGUAAGGGCACAGUGACCUCCGAGAGAGGGCAAUUUCGAGGAAUCCGAAUGGAGAAUCCCUUUACUUUGAAGGUGGGUCAGAUAUUUACAGGGUUCGGCGUCGGUUGUGGCGUCGGUAUCGGCGUUGGCCGCCCCAUAAACAUGGGUGCAAUACCUGUCAUGAAUGAAGUAAUGAGUGCCACGAGAGGUGCAACCGAUGCACUUUCUGGUGUAACCAGGCAUUUAAAUAACUCUCUCAGGAAAUUAGGAGCUAAGAACAUCCAAGGUGGCAUUGGGUGUGGAGUUGGUUUUGGCCAUGGUUUCGGUGUCGGCCUAGCUAUCAAGCCUUCAUUUCUACAACAAGUUCAAUCUUCUGUUAUGCAAGCAAUGGAGAAGAUGGUGACAAAAUUAGGUAAUAAUCCUAAUCUUGCAAUUAGUCAAAGCGCUGUACCAGUAUCACUGCAAUCUGCCAUGAGCAUAACAAAUGCUUCGGCUAACAAGCAUCCUGUUGCAAGCAUUAGAGAGUUUGCAAAAGAAAUGCCAGAAACUGCUCCACAAAACCUAUCGAGUAGAUCGUUUGAAACUCGAACCGAAAAGGUCGUCGACAGUUUCUUGCAGAAUCCUGUUUUUAAAGGAGGGGAUACUGAACUGCAGGAUGAGGUUGGACGCCUACGGCUCGAAAACCGUCUCUUUCAAAUGGUAAUGAUGCAUCAGAAACUUAUUCAAGAGCUCAAGGAGGAGAAUAACAAGCUUCACCAAAUACUAGUGGAAGACCUGAAAAUACCACCCAGCAAGCUCCAAGCAAGUAACACAGGUAGAGAAUUUUCUCCAUGUUCAGGCUGUUUGGAAUGCCGAAGAAAGGAAAGGAGAAGAAGAAGCUAAUCAUUCAAUCAUUCAAUCAUUCAAUCAUUCUAAACGAUUUGUUCGACACGGCUGAGCCAAAGCAGCGUUCAUUUGAUUCUUCAUAGUCGUAUUCUCUAGUUGCUGCGUUUUCGUGAGCACCCGAACACGAACCGAUUGAAAGAAUCUGAGGUAACGAGUUCAUAUCAUACUUGAAUACGAACAAAUGACAUCUGAGAAAUAGAUGCUCUACUGAUCCACAAAACUCAGCUACAUAGGAACUUGGAGGCUAUAUUGAGUUCAUGAGAUAGCCGAGUUUGUUCAAACAAAUUAACUGGCCUUUGUUUGAAAUUUUGAUGGUUCUUGAUGCAUUUCAUCGUCCAAACUGCAAGAUUUUGAGUUCGAGUUCUUUGAGUGGUUGAUGUAAAGCUAUUUUUAACGCGUUUCUUGUGGUGCAAGUAAAAACACAUGUUAAUCUAUCAGCAAUAGAUGUGUAGUACGUUUAUAUAUAUGUGAAUAAGUCUGUCACAACAUUACUAAUAUUAAUGAUAUAUGAGAGUAAAACCAGAGUUACAUAAGAAUAUCGA
Messenger RNA from Cucurbita maxima (winter squash), 1522 nucleotides. RefSeq lists its product as uncharacterized. The record is from RefSeq and is a predicted model, not a curated record. Bases 93 to 977 code for a protein of 294 amino acids. Lineage: Eukaryota; Viridiplantae; Streptophyta; Magnoliopsida; Cucurbitales; Cucurbitaceae. The transcript has 7 exons.